UCCAAAUUUUUAAUUUUUGUCCUCCUGGGAGCGUCUGUAACUUUGUGCACAAACCCAAUAAGGAGAACAAUUUCAAUUUUUUUUAUGGUAAACUUUGAUCUAGUUUCAGGUGCAACUGAUUCUCUUUCUGCUAUCUGAUCUAAGAGAUAGAGGGGAUGGAGUUGAUUGGGUUCAUUCAAGUUUUCAACAUCAUCAUCAUCGCCAUCGGGACGCUGUUGUACAUGUGCUGCAGACCAUUUUCUUCUUCGUCUUCUGCGACUGAUUCUGCUGUUGUUGAUUCUGCUGCUGUUGCUGAUGAUGACGAUGCUGAUAUCCCCCCAUGUCAAGAAAAGUAUGAUGUGUUUAUCAGCUUCAGAGGUGAGGACACCCGCCGUACUUUUACCAGCCAUCUUCACGCUGCCUUACUUGCGAAAAAAAUCACAACCUACAUUGAUGACAAGCUUAAGAGAGGAGAUGAAAUCAAACCUGCCCUUCGAAAAGCAAUCGAGGAAUCCGAGCUUUCGGUGAUCAUUUUCUCAAAAGACUACGCUUCCUCUACUUGGUGUUUGGAUGAGCUUGUGCAUAUCCUAGAAUGCAAGGAAAAACAUGGCCAGUUGGUUAUACCCAUUUUUUACGACACCCUUCCAUCGGAUGUACGAAAACAACGGGGGAGUUAUGCACUUGAUCCACUUGAACAACGUUUCGAGAACAGUAUCGACAAGGUGCGCAAGUGGAGGGUUGCUUUGACACAUGCAGCAAAUAUAUCUGGCUUUGAUUCAAAAGAUUAUCGGACGGAUGCUGAUUUGGUUAAGAAAGUUGUAGAGGAUAUUUUGACCAAAUUGUGUUACGAAUCAUCAUGCGAUUUAGAGGGCCUGGUUGGAAUUGAAAGCCGCAUCGAGCAAAUUGAAUCGCUAUUAGGCAUUCAUUCACAGGACGCUUGCAUCAGUGUGGGUAUUUGGGGAAUGGGUGGUAUUGGCAAGACCACCCUUGCUGAAGCCGUAUUUAACAGACUCUCUUCUAAAUUCGAAGCCUGUUGUUUUCUUAGAAAUGUUAGGGAAAGAGAACAAAAAGAUGGGCUAGAACACUUGCAAAAUACACUUCUCAGUCAUAUAUUAAAGGAAGAAGGUCUAUCCAUAGGAUCAACUUUUGUUCGGGAUAGGCUUAGCUGUACAAAGGUCCUCAUUGUUCUUGAUGAUGUGAGUGAUUCAAUGCAAAUGGAAGGUUUAGCUGGCAAUCGUCUUCGGUUUGGCAAUGGAAGUAGAAUCAUCAUCACAAGUAGAAAUAAGGGCACACUUAGGCAAACCGUUGAAAAGGAUAAAAUCUAUGAGGUUGGAAGAUUAAAUCCAGAUGACGCUCUUCAGCUCUUCUGUUCGCGUGCUUUCAAGAAUACUCGUAUAACAGAUUAUAAGGGGUUGGCAGAAAAGGUGAUGCAUAUUGCCGGAGGCAUUCCUUUAGCUCUUAUACUUCUGAGGUCCUCAUUCCUAAAUUGCAAGAGCAAAGCAGACUUGGAAGAUGAAUUGGACAAAUUGAAACAAUUUCCUAAUGAAAAUAUCCAGAGAGUGUUGAGACUAAGUUAUGAUGGAUUGAGAAGAAAUGAGAAGGAGAUAUUUUUGGAUAUAGCAUGUUUUCAUAAAGGGCAUGGUGUGGAUGAGGUAAAACAAUUGUUAGAUGUUCGUGGAUUCUCUGCGACGGUCGGAAUUAGAAUUCUCAGUGAUAUGUCUCUCAUAUCAAUUGGUUCAAGAUGGGGACGAGAAACCAUAGAGAUGCAUGAUCUGCUUGAAGAAAUGGGAAGGACAAUUGUUCAGGAACAAUGUAUUGAAGAUCCCAGUAAGCGGAGUAGGUUAUUCAACGAUAAGGAUGUUUAUCAUGUAUUGAAAAGUAACAAGGAAACUUCAAAUGUUGAAGCCAUAUUCCUUAAUUAUUAUAACAUUGCAGAGCGACCAUUGAAACGUAUAGACUUCAAACUGAUGUCUAACCUAAGAUUGCUAAUUGUGGAUGGUGGCUACAAGAUCAAUGCUUCUCUAGACCUUCCCGAUUCUCUUCGUUAUCUUUACUGGCCUAGAUAUCCAAUGAAAUCUUUGCCGUCAAAUUUUUGUCCGGAAAAUCUAGUUGAGCUUCACAUGCCCAAUAGCAAAGUUAAGAAGCUUUGGAAAGAAGACCAGAGACUUGUCAACUUAAAAGUGAUCGAUCUGUCGCGCUCUACAAAUCUAACUGAAGUUCCAAGUCUUUCUGGGAGUCUAAAAAUUGUGAACAUAAAUCUCUGUGGCUGUGAAAGUUUGGUUGAAAUUCAUGGGUGUUUUCAACAUCUUGACAAGCUUACUCGUCUUGAUCUUGGAGACUCGAUCAGUCUCAAUUAUCUUCCAAAGAUGCCAAGAAAUAUUAAAUACUUGGAUUUAGAAGGCAGUGGUAUAAAGGAGUUGCCUGAAUCAGUGUGGUCUAAUGAAAAUAUUUCUUACUUGAAUAUAGGUUAUUGCUAUUACCUUGAGAAACUUCCAAGCAACAGUUGUAAGCUGAAAGUCUCUGGUAGUUUUGAUCUAUAUGGCUGCAUAUCUCUUCGCGAGUUUUCUGAGGGAUAUAACUAAAUUAUCAUUGGUUCGUUGCAGCAGUCUUGUGAGUCUACCAAUCAACAUUUGGAAGUUGAAAUAUCUCAAGGAACUCAAUCUCAUUGGGUGCUCUGAACUUGAACAUUUCCCAGAGAUCUUGGAGCCAAUGAAACAUUUGGUGUCUCUUCGUUUGGAAGGGACGGCUGUACAAAAGCUUCCUUCGUCAUUUGGAAAUCUAAUUGGGCUUCAAACUUUAGACCUUAGUGGCUGCAAGCACCUUAAGGUUGUCCCAACAAGUAUCUACCGUUUAACCAAACUUCAACGUCUCAACUUUAAUGCCUGUCGGGAACUUGAAAAAUUGCCUUACAGCUCUGUCGGUUUUCUCUCUUUAGAGAAACUAAAUCUCAGCAACAGCGGUAUAUUGGAAAUCCCUGAUGGUCUCGUUUGCUCAACCGCAUUGAAAUAUUUGGGUCUGUCUGGAACCAAUAUUAGGAGCAUACCUGCAAGCAUCAAACAAGCUUCUCGAUUGUCUACACUCAACAUAAACAACUGCAAGUGGCUUCAAUCUUUGCCAGAACUCCCAGUGCAAUGUAAUGUUGACGCUGAAGGCUGCACGGCGCUGAUGAGAGUGGCAAGUUCAAGAAAUAAGACUGAAAAACAGGCAAGGCUCUUAUUAUUUUAGUAUUGUUUAUACAUUAUAAAGCGCAAUGUCAUAGAAAAGUGUGUAAUACCAAGUUUGUUAUCUUUGAUCAAGUCCAGCAGCAUCUUGAUAUUCGCCUUUAUAACAUAAACUUAGACAUUAAUUAAUACGCCAGACUUAAGGCAAGGUAAAUCUCACGACCAAGCGCGAUAGUUUGAACAUUCGACACCAUAAAAUUCGCAAUGGUUCGAUGGCAGAAUUGCAAAGAGCGAAAAAUAUGAAUGACCCAAUUGGACCAACACCGGCCAAAAACAGUGUUCUUGUUUGAACAAAAGAAAGAUCAGCAGAACAAAUUUUAUUAAGGGGGUAAAAUAUUACAGCAAAUUAAGGUCGAAAAAAGAAAGGCACAACCCCAGUUUAAUAAUACAAUCAUAAAAUUUGUAACAACGAUAAAACUAUAGGGGUCUUCGCUUCAAUAGGACUAGGAACAUUCCAAAAUUACGGAGAAAAAUUAUAAGCUAAAGGAAAAAAA
Malus domestica (apple) is the source of this 3694-nucleotide messenger RNA. Its product is annotated as disease resistance protein RUN1-like. The record is from RefSeq and is a predicted model, not a curated record. Gene Ontology annotation, biological process: defense response; signal transduction. Lineage: Eukaryota; Viridiplantae; Streptophyta; Magnoliopsida; Rosales; Rosaceae. Gene Ontology annotation, molecular function: ADP binding.